CAAGUUCAGGAGUUCAACUCCCUUGUGGCGGAUCCGUAACAGUACAAAGAAGCAUUUAUACGGUAUCUAACAUUAAAAUCUUCAGCGCAUAACGUCUCUCUCUUCUCUCUCUUCUCUGCAAGAUCACCCCUGUCAGGCAAGAUGUUGGUGAAUGGUUUUGAUGAAGGAGAUGGAGAAGGAGAAUCUUGGAAUUCUUGUAUUGAUGAGAUUAAGGUUGACCCUGCAAAACCUGCAUCUCUGACUUGGCAGCGGAAAAUAAAUAGCGAGGGAAAUCCCCUUUCAGAGUUCUCUCUAAGUAUGCUAGAGAUAGUUCAUUUGGCUCCAGUAGGUUAUCGAUUAUGGCGUCAUUGCCGAGAAGAAGCCGCCAAAGGAAGGGGAUCAUUUAUUAAUCCUUUUAUGAAACGCUCAGUCACACCAUGUCAUGGUGUUCCACUAGGUGGUAUGGGUGCAGGAAGCAUUGAAAGAAACUACAAAGGAGAAUUUCAGCGCUUGCAACUAUUCCCUAGAAUGUGUGAAGACAAACCAGUUUUAGCAAAUCAAUUUUCCGCUUUUGUUUCACGCUCUAAUGGUGAAAAAUACUCCACCGUACUCUGCCCAGGGAACCCAGAAGUGUUAAAAGAAAGUUCUGCAUCUGGGAUUGGAUCUUGGGACUGGAACCUGAAGGGGCAUAAUUCUACAUAUCAUGCAUUGUAUCCUAGGGCGUGGACGGUAUAUGAAGGUGAACCUGAUCCAUAUCUUAGGAUAGUUUGUCGUCAGAUUUCUCCAAUUAUCCCCCAUAAUUAUAAGCAGAGCAGUUUUCCCGUAGCAGUUUUUACUUUCACGCUGUUUAAUUCGGGAAAGACUGCUGCAGAUGUCACUUUGCUUUUCACAUGGGCAAAUUCUGUUGGUGGGGUUUCUGAAUUUUCUGGUCAUCACUACAAUUCGAAGCUUAGGACGAAGGAUGAUGUUCAUGGUGUCCUCCUGCAUCACAUGACUGCAAAUGGACUAUCCCCUAUAACUUUUGCAAUUGCAGCAGAAGAGACAAAUGGUGUUCAUGUUUCGGAGUGUCCUUGCUUUGUGAUAGCUGGAAACUCUGAGGGUAUAACAGCAAAACAUAUGUGGCAGGAAAUUAAAGAGCAUGGAUCCUUUGAUCGCCUUGAUUCCACUGAAACAUCGACGCCUUCAGAACCAGGAUCGUCAAUUGGAGCAGCCAUUGCUGCUUCUGUGACAAUUCCACCAGAUGCAGUACGUACUGUUACAUUUUCAUUGGCAUGGGACUGCCCUGAGGUAAACUUCAUGAAUGGAAGAACUUAUUACAGGCGUUACAGCAAAUUUUAUGGUAGUGGCGAUGCUGCUUCAAAUAUUGCACGUGAUGCUAUUCUUGAGCAUAAAGUUUGGGAAUCCCAGAUAGAAGCAUGGCAAAGACCUAUUCUUGAAGACAAGAGACUUCCUGAAUGGUACGCAGUCACUCUUUUUAAUGAGCUCUACUAUCUGAAUUCAGGAGGAACAGUUUGGACAGAUGGAUCUCCUCCGGUCCAUAGUUUAGCAAGCGUUGGACAAAAAAAGUUUUCCCUUGAUAUGUCCAGUUCAGAUGUUAAUAACACUAACCACAUGUCCCAUCAGAACGACACUGCUGAUGACAUUCUUGGGAGGAUGACUUCUAUUCUCAAGGAUAUACACACUCCAGUAACAUUAAAUUCUGCUUUUGGAACAAAUUUGCUUCAAAAAGGAGAGGAGAAUAUUGGCCAAUUCCUCUAUUAUGAGGGGAUUGAAUACCACAUGUGGAACACGUACGAUGUUCAUUUUUACUCUUCUUUUGCAUUAGUCAUGCUAUUUCCAAAAAUUGAACUCAGCAUCCAGAGAGACUUUGCAGCAGCCGUAAUGAUGCACGAUCCCAGUAAGAUGAGCCUUCUGCAUGACGGAAAAUGGGUCUCAAGAAAGGUUCUUGGUGCUGUUCCUCAUGAUAUUGGAAUAAACGACCCAUGGUUUGAAGUAAACGCAUAUAACCUUCAUAACACAGAUAGGUGGAAAGAUUUGAAUCCGAAAUUUGUACUGCAAGUUUACAGGGACGUAGUUGCCACAGGGGACAAGCAGUUUGCACGAGCUGUUUGGCCCUCGGUUUAUGUUGCAAUGGCUUUUAUGGACCAGUUCGAUAAGGACGGAGAUGGGAUGAUAGAAAACGAUGGCUUCCCCGACCAAACAUAUGAUACGUGGUCUGUCUCUGGAGUGAGUGCAUAUUGUGGUGGGCUGUGGGUAGCAGCCUUGCAGGCUGCCUCGGCUAUGGCACAUGAAGUUGGUGACAAGGGCGCCGAGGAUUAUUUUUGGUUCAAGUUUCAGAAGGCGAAAAAAGUAUACGAGAAGUUAUGGAAUGGUUCUUACUUCAACUACGAUAAUAGCGGUGGAAGUACAAGUUCAUCUAUCCAAGCUGAUCAGUUGGCUGGACAAUGGUAUGCUCGAGCAUGUGGUCUUUUACCAAUUGUUGACGAAGACAAAGCAAAAAGUGCCCUCAAGAAGGUUUAUAAUUUCAAUGUGUUAAAAGUGAAGGAUGGGAAGCGAGGUGCUGUGAAUGGGAUGCUACCGAAUGGAGAAGUUGACAUUUCAUCAAUGCAGUCAAGGGAAAUAUGGUCUGGAGUUACAUAUGCUGUCGCUGCAACUAUGAUCCACGAAGAUAUGGCUGAAAUGGCAUUUCGAACUGCCGGUGGUGUUCAUGAGGCUGCUUGGUCUGAAGAGGGACUUGGCUAUGCUUUUCAAACUCCAGAAGCUUGGAACACGGAUGACCAAUAUAGAUCUCUCACCUACAUGCGCCCUUUGGCCAUAUGGGCGAUGCAGUGGGCAUUGUCGUAUCCAAAACAUGCCCACAAAGAGAUAAAGCGGGAAGCAAUAGAUGAUUCCUUGUUGAGGAGGCACCAAGCAGGAUUUGAGAGAGUUGCUCGCCUUCUUAAGCUGCCGAAAGAGGAAGGUUCUAGAAGUCUUUUUCAGGCGGUCUAUGACUACACUACCAAGAAGAUUGGGUUGUGAAGUUUCCGUAAGAAUCUGAGGUUGCAGAAGUAUGUGAUAUCUGGGCUCGAGUUUCACUGUGCAGCUUCUAUUCUCAUUCUACCUAUUAUAAUAAUAUAAAAAAUAUUGAGAUUGGUAAUGGUGGUUUUAUCAUUGAAUAUAAGAGGAAGAUGGGUCAUGUUUGAUUGUUGUAUAGAGCGGUUGUCCAUUCAAAACAAGAGAAAACUUAAAUGAUUGUAUUUGAGGAAGUUUUAUUAUCAUCUGAUUGAAUUCAAUUUUUAAUUUUAA
This is a messenger RNA of Camellia sinensis, 3264 nucleotides long. Its product is annotated as Beta-glucosidase, GBA2 type family protein. Gene Ontology annotation, cellular component: membrane. The record is from RefSeq and is a predicted model, not a curated record. Gene Ontology annotation, biological process: carbohydrate metabolic process; glucosylceramide catabolic process. Lineage: Eukaryota; Viridiplantae; Streptophyta; Magnoliopsida; Ericales; Theaceae. Gene Ontology annotation, molecular function: glucosylceramidase activity; beta-glucosidase activity.